GCCCGUGUCCGCGUCGGUAUUCUUGCGUUAACUACGUAGGGCCUUGGGAAAAAAAAGAAUCCACCGUGCGACUUUCACUGACUGUGACACGGGGAUGUCCUUCCUUGAAGCCUCGGAUGAUCACGAACAACAAGACUGCAGUUAGCCACUGGAUGAGAGAGUGGUUGAUUACGGAUGGUUCAUCAGCAGGUCCUGAGCUGGCUGAUCUCAGACCAGAGGGGAAACUUAAUUUUUGCUGUGGCCUGAAGGCAUUAUAAUUCCUGAGAUGUCAAUGAGACGAGGAGAAGGGAUGUCCAUCGCUCAGGCUUUGGCCAUGACUGUAGCAGAGAUACCCGUCUUUCUCUAUUCUACAUUUGGGCAGUCCAUAUUUUCCCAGCUGAGGCUUACACCUAGCCUGAAGAAGGUGCUGUUUGCCACAGCACUGGGCAGUGUGGCUCUAGCUCUCACUGCUCAUCAUUUAAAAAGGCGAGGAAGAAAGAGGAAGCAGGGAACACAAGAAAAGGAUGGCCAGAAGACAGUGGGAAUACCAGAGUCGCUCAUGAAGACAGGACGGCCCUCAUCAUUAAAGAGAGCCCCAUUUACUGGUCGACAGAUGAUGAGUCCCAGCACUCGAAGCAAUGAUACGAUGAGUGGAAUUUCCUCCCUGGCUCCCAGUAAACACUCAAGUUCAUCACACAGCCUGGCAUCUAUGCGAGUCCCAAGCUCUCCAAAUCAGUCUGCCAAUCCAUCCACACCUUGGGAGGCAGAGCCUGUGGUGGAAGAGUCAGGGGCGGUAGAGGACGCUAAUGCAGAGAAUCUCUAUUUAAUGGGCAUGGAGCUGUUUGAUGAGGCUCUGCGAAAGUGGGAACAGGCACUGAAUAUUCGCCAUCAACCCCACUCAACAUCCAGCAACAACAGCCUGGCUCUGCAGGGAGCAACAUGUGGAGACGUUACCACGGGUGAAGCCCAAAAUAAAGUGUUUGCUGAGAAGUUAGAGACACUACUGCACAGAGCGUAUCACCUACAGGAGGAUUUUGGGAGCAGUAUCCCAGCAGACAAUGUGCUGGCAGACUUUGAAAGUGAAGGAACGCUAAUCUUGCCUCAAGUGGAAAGUUUCCAUAGACUGCAAGAGGACGAUGCUACUACUGUCACUUCUGAUGACUCCUUCUUUUCGGCUGCGGAGCUGUUAGAUCCCAUGUCUCUAGGGGAGGUCUAUCAGCCAGCAGCCCUUUAUGAAGAAGCCCUGUCUCUGGUCCAUGAAGACAAAGUGGCCUAUAGGACCCUGAGGACUGAACUACUUGAAUGUUAUAGUGACCAAGACUUCCUUGCCAAGCUUCACUGUGUGAGACAAGCAUUCCAGAUCCUAUUGUUAGAUGAAACCCAUCGUACGUUUUUCAUGGAGACCGGAAAGCAAAUGAUUGUUGGUUUAAUGAUAAAGGCGAACAAGAGCCCCAAAGCUUUUCUAGAAAGCUAUGAAGACAUGCUGCUGUACACUCAGAGAGAGGAAACGUGGCCCAUCACUAAGAUGGAGCUGGAGGGUCGAGGAGUGGUUUGUAUGAACUUUUUCGACAUAGUGUUGGACUUCAUCCUGAUGGAUGCAUUCGAAGACCUGGAGAGUCCUCCUGCCUCUGUGGUGGCUGUGCUGAGGAAUCGCUGGCUCUCUGACAGCUUUAAAGAAACGGCUUUGGCGACUGCUUGCUGGUCCGUCCUAAAAGCCAAAAGGCGUCUUCUUAUGGUUCCUGAUGGAUUUAUCUCCCACUUCUAUGCCAUAUCUGAGCAUGUAAGCCCAGUUUUAGCUUUUGGCUUUUUAGGACCCCGGCAGCACCUGAGUGAAGUGUGCACAAUUUUUAAGCAACAAAUCGUGCAGUACCUUAAGGAUAUGUUUGACCACGACAAGGUCCGCUUCACCUCUCCACAGUGUUUGGCCGAGGACAUCCUGAACCUUUCUCACCGCCGAAGUGAUAUUUUACUUGGGUAUCUGGGAAUCGAUAGCCUUCUUGAGAUCAACGGUGCCCUGCCCAGUGACCAAGAGGGCUCUUCAGGGACCAACUAGGAGGAGUAGGGUAACAAAGAGCUUCACUGGGCCUUGUACCAGCCAACAGUAAAGAGGCUGAUGAGUUGGGAACAGCAAGAAGUCACAGCUGGACAGUGUGUCGAUAUUAAGACUGGAAAGAAUCAUCCUCCUGUGAUACACUGAGAACCAGCAUUAUUCAUUUAUUCAUCCGUGUUUCAUUAAACAUGACGGCUUAAGUAGGACAUACUUUCACUAGUUCUACAAAUUAGUGAAAGUACAUUGGUGUAACGAUCCCACCUCUUUUAUGUUGCUGCUGUGUAGUCAUCGAGAAUACAGACUGCAGUCAUGUAAUGACAGACGUGCAAGGACUUGUCUUUGCCUUGUUGGGUGAGUUCUUGAAAACAGGCCUGACGGGAAGCAUUACCAACCCAUGAAAACUGUGCCAGCUACACUUGUACUCCACAUGGAUUGAGGGCUUUCAGAGAACUCUUCAUCACCUCUGGAAUUAAGGGGAAUCAUGGUGUGGGAAACAGCAUUUUGUGUUUUAUUUUAAAUUAAGUAAGCUUAAAUGUUUAAAAUGAUGAGAUUUCCUGAGAGUUCUUGAGCACUUUGGCCAACUGAUUAUUAGUGCUGCUGGUUAAUGCAAAAUGGGGUGGGUUUGUCUCCACACUUGUCCUUAAAUCCUCUUUAAUGUCUUUAUUUAUUUUCUCCACUUUUGGUCAAUCGAGCUUAAAAUGUGGUGAAACCAAGAAAGUCUGUUGAAUGCAAAAAGACUUGAAAUAGUGUAGGGUUCUGGCAUGUUACU
Molecule: messenger RNA, 2798 nt
Organism: Pundamilia nyererei
Lineage: Eukaryota; Metazoa; Chordata; Actinopteri; Cichliformes; Cichlidae
Gene: miga2
Product: mitoguardin 2
Exons: 16
Coding region: 266-2032 (588 amino acids)
Biological process (GO): mitochondrial fusion
Source: RefSeq, a predicted model, not a curated record